Messenger RNA from Camellia sinensis, 1914 nucleotides. NCBI's taxonomy places the organism in Eukaryota, Viridiplantae, Streptophyta, Magnoliopsida, Ericales, Theaceae. The record is from RefSeq and is a predicted model, not a curated record.
CGCAGUCUCUCUGUCUCUGUAUGUCUCACUCACUCUCUCUCUCUCUCUCUCUCUCUCUCUCUCUCUCUCUCUGGAUUUCUCUAUCCAUCAAAGAUGGAGAAUGAUAAUCAGCCAUUGCUAUCUCUAAGAGAAGAAGAGCAAAGUCUGAGGCCAAACACUUCUUCUUUCUCAUCCUUCGUUGCCGAUGCCGACGACAUAGCGCCGAUCACCGGAGUACGAGAUUUCUUCAGAGAAACGUUGGUGGAGUCGAAAAAACUGUGGUACCUGGCCGGUCCGGCUAUCUUCACAUCUAUUUGUCAGUACUCUCUCGGAGCUAUCACUCAAACCUUCGCUGGCCAUGUCGGAACUCUUGACCUCGCCGCCGUCUCUAUCGAAAACUCCGUCAUCGCCGGUUUCUCUUUCGGCGUCAUGCUGGGAAUGGGAAGUGCACUAGAAACACUAUGUGGGCAAGCAUUCGGAGCAGGACAAAUAGACAUGUUGGGAGUAUACAUGCAGAGAUCAUGGGUCAUACUCAACUCCACAGCCUUCGUCCUCAUGUUUCUUUACAUAUUCGCCACCCCUCUCCUCAAACUCAUCGGCCAAACCACCGAAAUCUCCGAAGCCGCCGGCACUUUCGCGGUCUGGAUGAUUCCCCAACUCUACGCCUACGCGGUCAAUUUCCCGACCGCCAAAUUUCUGCAGGCGCAGAGCAAAAUCAUGGCCAUGGCGGUGAUCGCCGCCGUGGUCUUUAUUUUGCAUACUGUGUUUAGUUGGCUUUUUAUGCUUAAAUUGGGUUGGGGACUUGUCGGUGCCGCCAUUGUUUUGAACUUCUCGUGGUGGUUUAUAGUGGUGGCCCAACUUGUUUAUAUCUUUUGUGGGACUUGUGGCCGAGCUUGGACUGGUUUUUCUCGGAAGGCUUUUGAGAAUCUUUGGGGCUUCGUCAAGUUAUCACUUGCUUCAGCUGUAAUGCUUUGCUUAGAAGUGUGGUAUUUCAUGGCAUUAAUCCUCUUCGCCGGAUACUUGAAGAAUGCAGAAAUUUCAGUGGAUGCUUUAUCAAUAUGCAUGAACAUAUUAGGGUGGACAGUCAUGGUAGCUCUGGGAUGCAAUGCGGCCAUAAGUGUAAGGGUGUCAAAUGAACUCGGGGCAGCGCAUCCAAGAACGGCAAAAUUUGCAGUGGUGGUGGUGGUGUUAAAUUCAUUUGCGAUUGGUGUUGUGCUCUCACUCAUUCUCAUCCUCACUAGGAAGGAGUAUCCAUCCUUGUUUACAGACAGUACUGAUGUGAAAGAACUUGUUUAUGAGCUCACUCCCUUGUUGGCUGCUUGCAUUGUUAUCAACAAUGUUCAACCUGUUCUCUCAGGGGUGGCCAUUGGAGCAGGAUGGCAAGCUGUUGUUGCCUAUGUGAAUAUUGCAUGCUACUAUAUAUUUGGUAUUCCUUUGGGUCUCAUUUUGGGUUACAAACUCGACAUGGGUGUCAAGGGGAUUUGGUAUGGAAUGAUGUCAGGAACAAUAGUACAAACUUGUGUCCUGUUUUGGAUGAUUUACCGAACCAAUUGGAAUAAAGAGGCUUCUAUUGCUGGGAAUCGAAUAAAACAAUGGGGUGGAGAAUCGGACAUUAGAGAGAACGAUAUUGAGAAAUGAAGUCAAAUUUUAAAUUGUAUUAAAUUGUGAGCAGUAGUCACAAAUUUUUAAGAAAAUUCAAUUUAAUAUUAUUGGCAAAUUUUGUUCUUCUCAUAAAGCCAAUUUCGGGAGCUUCUUUUUACACACACUAAAUCCUCUCUCCACACACACUUAAUGAAGGAGGUGUGUGGGAAGUGUAGAGAGGGGAGAUGUGUAGAAAGUGUGUUGUGUGUGUGUAAAUAGAAGCUCCCGCCAAUUUCUCAUUAGAAUUCGGGAUUGUACCAAUUUGCCAUAACAAUAGAAAACUUAUUACGAAAA